This is a messenger RNA of Oncorhynchus masou masou (cherry salmon), 1602 nucleotides long. Its product is annotated as GRB2-related adapter protein-like. The transcript is spliced from 5 exons. Gene Ontology annotation, biological process: regulation of MAPK cascade; signal transduction. The coding region runs from base 365 to 1009 and encodes 214 amino acids. Gene Ontology annotation, cellular component: cytoplasm; COP9 signalosome; plasma membrane. NCBI's taxonomy places the organism in Eukaryota, Metazoa, Chordata, Actinopteri, Salmoniformes, Salmonidae. Gene Ontology annotation, molecular function: epidermal growth factor receptor binding; phosphotyrosine residue binding. The record is from RefSeq and is a predicted model, not a curated record.
CUCUCUCUCUCUCUCUUUCUCUCUCUCUCUUUCUCUCUCUCUCUCAUUGUGGUGAGUAGCAGUAGCAGCAGCACUAGUUGUCUCAUGGAACUCAGUCAGGCAAAUGACCAUUCUCCUCUCUCCUCCUCUCUUCUCCUUCUCUCUACUCCUCUCUCCUCUUCUCUUCUCCUCCUCUCUCCUCCUCUCUUCUUCUCCUGCUGUUUUCUCUCUGCUCAGAGGUAGUGGAAAAUAUAUUGCUCCUUCUCUUCUCCUCCUCUCUACUCGUCUCUCCUCCUCUCUUUUCCUCUCUCCUCUCGUCCUCCUCUCACCCCUUGAGCUGGGGGUCAGCGGGGCUCUCUGUGUGUGAGGGAGGGGGGGGUUAAGGAUGGAAGCGAUGGCUCUCUAUUCGUUCCGAGCCACGGAGGGUGAUGAGCUCAGUUUCAACAAGGGAAACGUACUUAAGGUCAUCAACAUGGAAGAUGAUCCUAACUGGUACACAGCGGAGCUCAACAACAAGAAAGGAUACGUACCUAAAAACUAUAUCAAUCUCAAACCACACGCGUGGUUCGCAGGCCGUAUAUCCAGGGGGGUUGCAGAGGGCAGAUUGAGGCAGAGAGACCGAGGAGCGUUCAUCGUGAGAGAGAGCGAGAGCGCUCCAGGAGAAUUCUCCAUGUCCGUCAGUUACGGGGACCAUGUGCAGCACUUCAAGGUGCUCCAGGACAGGUCAGGACAGUACUUUGUUUGGGAGGAGAUGUUCUUCUCUCUGAAUCAGAUGGUGGAGUUUUACCAUAGCAACAGCAUCGCCAAGGAGGGAACCGUCUUCCUACGAGACCCAGAACACCCUGCCAGGCACCCCCACCACGCCCAUGCUCUGUUUGACUUCACCCCCCACCACCCCUCCCAGCUACGCUUCCUCCGCGGUGAUUUCAUCGACCUGCUCGACUGUUCCGAUUCGCUGCGCUGGAGAGGCCGUUGUCAUGGACGCGUUGGAUUCUUCCCCCCGGAGUAUGUCCAGGCCGUCUACCAAUGACCCCGCCCCAUCUGCCCCGCCCCCAUCUACAACGGACCCCACCCCCAUCUGCCCCCGCCCCCCGCCCCCAUCUACCAAUGGACCCCACCCCCAUCUGCCCCGCCCCAUCUACCACUGGAGAGAGACAACAACUGGAGAGAGACUGGAGAGAGACUAGAGAAAGACAGCAGCUGGAGAGAGACUGGAGAGAGAGAGCAACUGGAGAGAGACUGGAGAGAGACAGCAACUGGAGAGAGACUGGAGAGAGACUGGAGAGAGACUGGAGAGAGACUGGAGAGAGACAGCAGCUGGAGAGAGACUGGAGAGAGACUGGAGAGAGACUGGAGAGAGACAGCAGCUGGAGAGAGAAUGGAGAGAGACAGCAACUGGAGAGAUACUGGAGAGGGACUGGAGAGAGACAGCAGCUGGAGAGAGACUGAAGAGAGAGACUGGAGAGAGACUGAGGAAAAAAUGUCAUCAGGGAGACAUGAGAGGACACAGAGACUGAGGAGCCUCCAGGAGACAGCCAUCUCACUGUGGAUAAGGACCAGAGACUGAGGAGCCUCCAGGAGACAGCCAUCUCACUGUGGAUAAGGACCAGAGACUGAGGAGCC